ACCGCGCCAAGUGAAACCGAGUGGGGAACCCGAAACAUCGCGCCAGCUAAGCCGCGUGUUUCAGUUGCUCGUGAAUGCAACAGGUGACCGAAGUUACUCAGCAGUGUCUUCGCGCUUAACCGCUCUUACGGAAACGACAGACGGCAAAUUCGAUAACCGUCAAAAAGUGUGAACAUUAUUGUGCGGUUUCUUAGCGUUUAUCGAGACUUUGUGUGGUAGAGACUAUUAGGUUUCCCUUAUUAGGUUGGUGUUGUGAAUACUGGAAAUAUUGUGUGCGUUUAAAAAUAGUACUUAUCUGUUGCAUUAGUGGAUAAUUCAAUGAACAACGAUUGUCGUCGAUUGUGUGAAUGAUCGAUUGACCAUGGAUUGUUGAAAGUGCAAACAGAUGAGGAUAAUAGACAAUGAGCUUCUUUGAAGAUGUACAUUGCAACGGGUUUCCUCUGUCAACAUCAAAAAAAGAUGGGACCGAUAGAGAAUGUGCCCGUCCAUGAAUUUCCCGCUCACGAGAGCGUGGAACUGAGGAAAGUCGAUCGAUCUAGAGAUCUUUUUGGAGUACAACUAGAGGUCACGAGUCUGCUGCUUGAAGCAGAACGACGGAAGUUAUCUGUUCUGCAGAAAGAACUGCAGGUUGCGCUAGAGGAAGGAGGUUCGAUCAAGGCCAAAGAGCACCAGAAGCAGGAACUGAUUACGACGAUAACACGUAUCCAGGCGCAACAUGAUCACUUGGACAGAGAAUAUCGAGAGUACGCACUAGGAGCGCUGCUAUCAGCUAACACAAGGGGAUCUGGAAAGGUAAGAAGUGUUCUUUAG
This is a messenger RNA of Coccinella septempunctata (seven-spotted ladybird), 810 nucleotides long. RefSeq lists its product as uncharacterized. Lineage: Eukaryota; Metazoa; Arthropoda; Insecta; Coleoptera; Coccinellidae. Bases 418 to 810 code for a protein of 130 amino acids. The record is from RefSeq and is a predicted model, not a curated record. The transcript has 5 exons.